GUCCGGGCUCGCAGACAGGAAGCCAGGCCCGGCGCCUGGAAGGCGGAGCCAGCCCCGGGCGGGAGCGGACGCGGCCCCAGGCCUGCGCGGAGCACUGAAGGAUGUUUGUUCCCAGAUCUCUGAAAAUCAAGAGGAGUGCCAGUGAGGACUGCAGAGGUUGUGCGGCUAAGAAGACGAAGCCAGAGACUGAAGCCCCUCCGCUGGAAGAAGGCGGAGAUGGCCCACUGGAGGCCUCUGGGACUACGGAAGGCCCAGCACCAGCCCAGCCCAGCCGCGAGCCGUGCCCCUUGCCCAGGCCGCCUGGCCAGCUGGCCGAGGUGGGUGCGGUAGGCCCGGAGCAGGGGGCGAGGGACGGCCAUCCUGCUGAGGAGCCUGUGAAGUCGUUUUCCAAAUCUCAGCGCUGGCCAGAGCCUGGGGAGCCCGCGUGUGUGGUCUGCGGCCGGUACGGAGAGUAUAUCUGUGAUGAGACGGACGAAGACGUGUGCAGCUUGGAGUGUAAAGCCAAGCACCUGCUACACGUGAGGGACAAGGGCGGGACCCCCGCGCCGAGCAGUCCCUGGGAGGCCGACCCCGAGGCCGACCCUGCGCCGCCCGCCCCUUACGUCUACAGAGAGCACCCCUUUAUCCUGAGCCUGCACGAGGGCCAGGUGGAGCACCUGAGACAGCAGCUGGGGGUCUCCGUUGAAGGGCAGGGAGUCCCCAGGCCCAUCAUCGACUUCGAGCACUGUGGGUUCCCCGAGGCCCUAAAUCACAACUUGAAGACGGCGGGCUAUGAAGUGCCGACCCCCAUCCAGAUGCAGAUGCUGCCCGUGGGCCUGCUGGGCAGAGACAUCCUGGCCAGCGCGGACACCGGCUCGGGGAAAACCGCUGCUUUUCUGCUCCCCGUGAUCGUCCGAGCUUUGUGUGAGAGCAGCUCUCCCUCUGCGCUCAUCCUCACGCCCACGAGAGAGCUGGCUGUCCAGAUAGAGAGACAGGCGAAAGACCUGAUGAGCGGGCUGCCCUGCAUGAAGACCGUGCUGCUCGUGGGGGGCCUCCCCAUGCCGCCGCAGCUGUACCGUUUGCGCCAGCGUGUUAAGGUUAUCAUAGCGACUCCUGGGCGACUUCUGGAUAUAAUAAAACAAAGCUCUGUAGACCUCCGUGGUAUAAAAAUUGUAGUAGUAGAUGAAGCUGACACCAUGUUAAAGAUGGGCUUUCAGCAGCAGGUGCUUGACGUUCUGGAAAGUGUUCCCAGUGACUGUCAGACCCUUCUGGUCUCCGCCACCAUUCCAGCCAGCAUAGAGCAGCUCUCAAGCCAGCUGCUGCACGACCCCGUGAAGAUUUCCGCCGGAGAAAAGAACCUGCCCUGUCCCAGCGUGCGGCAGAUUGUCCUGUGGGUCGAAGACCCAGCCAAAAAGAAGAAACUGUUUGAGAUCUUGAAUGAUAGGAAGCUCUUUAAGCCUCCGGUGUUAGUGUUUGUGGACUGCAAGCUGGGAGCGGAUCUGCUGAGCGACGCAGUGCAGAAGGUCACGGCUCUCAGGAGUGUAUCUGUCCACUCGGAGAAGUCGCAGACAGAGAGGAGGAGCAUCCUGCAGGGGCUCCUGGAAGGAGAUUACGACGUCGUGGUGAGCACGGGCGUCCUGGGCCGAGGCCUGGACUUGAUCAGCGUGAAGCUGGUGGUCAACUUCGACAUGCCCCCGAGCAUGGAUGAGUACGUGCAUCAGGUGGGAAGAGUGGGGCGAUUAGGUCAGCAGGGAACGGCGAUCACGUUCAUCAACAACAACUCCAAGAGACUCUUCUGGGACGUCGCCAAGAGAGUGAAGCCGACGGGCUCCCUGCUGCCCCCGCAGCUGCUGAACUCCCCUUACCUGCACGAGCAGAGGAGGAAGGAGCAGCAGAGGGACAAGCAGGCGCAGAGCGGUCUGGUCACCGGGGCCAACCUCCUGGCCGUCAUUAGGAAGCACGACAGGAGCAACGCCCAGAAGUGACCUUCGCCCCGCCGCUCGGACGUUUGCUGUAAUCGAUUACCGUGUGGUCUGGGUAAACGGCAGUGUACGGGAGCAAAAGCCUUUAAGACGGGAUUUUUAAUAUUUUUAGACGCUUUAUACAAGAUUAUUAUAUAUUUCCCUUUUCAGGUCUUGUAAAUUAAAAACUAAGUGGGAGAUGAAUUGCUAAGUAAAAUAAAAUAUUUUCCC
Messenger RNA from Lepus europaeus (European hare), 2171 nucleotides. RefSeq names its product DEAD-box helicase 59 (gene DDX59). NCBI's taxonomy places the organism in Eukaryota, Metazoa, Chordata, Mammalia, Lagomorpha, Leporidae. Gene Ontology annotation, molecular function: RNA helicase activity; nucleic acid binding; ATP binding. The record is from RefSeq and is a predicted model, not a curated record.